Mustela lutreola (European mink) is the source of this 1939-nucleotide messenger RNA. RefSeq names its product SIGLEC family like 1 (gene SIGLECL1). The record is from RefSeq and is a predicted model, not a curated record. NCBI's taxonomy places the organism in Eukaryota, Metazoa, Chordata, Mammalia, Carnivora, Mustelidae. The coding region runs from base 762 to 1346 and encodes 194 amino acids. Gene Ontology annotation, biological process: cell adhesion. The transcript is spliced from 8 exons. Gene Ontology annotation, cellular component: plasma membrane. Gene Ontology annotation, molecular function: sialic acid binding.
GCAGCGUGAGGACGAGUGCAGCCUUUGAUUGGCUGCGGAAUGGGUGUGUAGUCGCUGAUUGCCUUCAGGGUAGGCCUAUCCAGUCGCUGAUUGGCUGUAGAAUAAUCCCAUCAACUGCUGAUUGGCUGCAGGCUAGGCACACCCAUCUGAGGCGGUAGGGCAGAACCAACCGAGACUCCAGGCUCCCCCACAGCCUUCCCCGCGCCGCAGAGCAAAGUCUCUUGGCGUCACGAGCCUGUCUUAGCUUGUUGGCUCUUCUGGCAGCCGUUGAGUGCGAGAUUUGCGUUGGGCCUGCCCGGACUGGGCUUACAGGAAAGCGGGGCUUCUCAGUCAGGCGGUGGGUGCCCGGUUCAGGAGUCAGAAAAUCAGCUUUCCAGUCAGCCUAAGUAGGUCUGUCGUCCAAAAGUGAGAGCUUCCCUCAGCAAGUCUGGAAAGCCCUCUGGGCCGCUGGGACUCCGCCAAGGAAACGCGCAGACGCAAGAAAGUGUGCUGAGGCCCAUCUAGCCAGGAGCCCUUGGAACAAGAGCCGAAGUCAUCUUUAUGAAAAGAAUUGGUUGUAAUACAUGAAUGCAAACUUCUGUGGCAAACAAUGCCAAAGUGUAUGAAAUAAAACUGACAAUCCUACUUCAUUUUUUCUCUAAUCACUGCUCCACUCAUAGUUACUCAUCUUCUCAUCUUCUGAACCACACGGCUCUGAUGUGAGAGCCAGCUGCGGCGAAGACUCUAGCCCCUCCUCUUCCUGAGGACCCCUGCUGCUGCCGAUGGCAGGUCCCCUGCCACAGCUGGCACCCACCAGGCUACUCUAUUCCUCUUGCUCCACGGAGAGGACUCUGCAGUGCAGCUGUUCCUUCCAUGGUAUCCCCACACCCUCCGUGCAGUGGUGGAUGGAAGGUUCUCUUGUAGAUGAGAACAACCCAGAUGGCGACCUCCAGGUGACUUCCACCAUAAUUGCCCCCUGGGCCAACAGCACCAUCAGCUUGGCGGAGAAGCCAAAAAAGAGCACGAAGCUUCUCUGUAAGGGGAAGAACCGAAAUGGAACCCAUGCUUUGAGCAUCCUACUGAUACCAAGAAAGAGUCCUUCAUCCAGCAAGACCUUCAUUAACGGGCUGAUCCAGGGCAUUGUCUACGGAACCAUUGCAACAGCAUUGAUGUUCCUCUGCUUCUCCCCACUCAUAAUGAAAUAUAUCAGAAUGAAGCUGACAAAGGAAGUUGCAGCAAUCAAAGCAGAAAACAACCCUACAGUCAGACCAAGCCAAGAAGCCAAGAUGCCUCUUAAGCCUGAAGAGCCAGGAAAAUCCACAAUCAGCUCAUCUUCAGAGAACCAAAUAUUGCAUCCCUUACCCUAAACUUCCAGAAAAAGCAAAAUAAACUGGAACUGGAACUGAUGACACCUGUGAAGACUACAUGCCUACCUGGAGUCCCCACUGUCCAUGGAAUUAUCACAGUCUACAGAUUUCUCAGCAGCCCCAGAAACCCUGGAGUCUAUGACAAACCCAAAGAUCCCUAAAGCCCCACCUGUCCCUCACCUUGGUUCUCCAUUGAAUAGGGUUACUUUGGGACCUGGUCUUAGAACAUUUGACAGCAGACUCUAUGAUUUGCUGUUCAGGUUAACUAGAAGAAAUAUGCUCUGGUCUGGGAUGGUGUCAAAGGAAGGGAAAAUUAAUGUGAGAUCAUGGUCCACCUAAAAGUAGCUUUUGAGCCCCUACUGUGUGCCCAGAACCUGUUGGGCACAGCAAAGAUGGCGCUGGCCUGCCUUCUCUUCCGGCUAGAAAAGGCGCCACCGUGGCAGUAUUGGCGCCAACGUGGCGGUUUCGGUUCCGCAUAUCUCUGACUACGUAACCAAACCCCAUAGGCUCUCUCCCCGCUGACCUCAUUUCCCAUCCCCUACCCAAUAUAAGCUGCAACCCCGCUCAAUAAAGUGAGAUCCUGCUUCGACAGA